CAACAUCGUCAACAAGAUCAGGUGACAUUUUCAUCCAUCUAGCUAAUGUUAUAUUUAUCGCUCAAUUGAUAUAUUAUUGCUUGCUAAUAUGAGGAUCACUCCUCCCUCAGGUCCUUUUGCAGAUAUAACUAAUGUAAUUGAUGCCAAUUUGACGAACAACCAUCCCGCUGCUAAUAAAAAUGGAACUAAUGUGCCAAAAGAUCAUGAGAAUUGCCAGCACAACAACUUGGACUCUACAGAUGUUACAAAACUAAGUGCGACUGAACUAAAAAGGAAGCGUGCUAGGGAGUGGUAUGCAUCAUUGACCAAAGAGCAAAAGGAAGAUAGAAACAAGAAGGCACGAUAUAUCAGGAAGCGGAGGAACUUUGAAUCACAAGAUAAUGGGUCUCAAGCUGCGACAUCAAAAAAAAUUACUACUACGGCCUCAUCUGUUUCAGCUCCGUUUGGUGAUAUUAAAAUUGCAAGCACUGAAGAUCAAUCAGUAGGGGGCCGGUUGGAUGUUAAUGAUGCAGGCACUGAAAAUGUGGGUUCUAUUGUAACGCCUGUGCGUCUACCAUUUACUAACAGUUCUGAUAUGUCCUACAGCUUCAAACAAUACUAAAGAAGGAUGAGCCAUGGAGUAAGCCACUGCAAUGCAUUGUAUACACAAUCGUAAUUCAUAUAUGCAUUAACUUAUUUUCUUUGAUUGACAGGAAAAUAUGGGUACAAAGUUCAAGGCCGCACUAUAUUAGCUUGAGUCUCAAACAGCUUCAAACAAUACUAAAGAAGGAUGAGCCAUUGGAAAGUGAUUGCUUCAACAUGGCUAUUCGUAAGUUCAUGUAUGAAAAAAUCGAGAUGAUUCAUAAAACUAAAGAAGCAAUAUCGAAUCAUUGCUUGGACUUGCAAUUUUGGAGUGCUACUGGCUUUGGUAAAGACCCGGUCCACCAUGACAACAUAAAUCUUGCAGAGACCGUCGGUAGUUGGUCGGAAAUUCAUUACAAACUUUCACAGUGCAAAGCGAUUCUUAUACCAGUACGCCAUGCUCGAAGUUUUAUCGUGCUUGUAGUGGACCAAGAAAGUCAAACGCUCUAUGUGUUAGACCCAAAUCCACUUAUGCCAGAAUAUAAAAAUAACCCAAAUAUGAGAUACACCAGAAAACUGAUAACUAUUUGUGAUCACUUCAACAAAGCUAUGAGAAAGGCAUGCCCUGGCUCUAGGUGGAAUGAAGACAUCAACUUGUGGAGGCAAGUAAUUGUCAAUAAUCCGGUUUACAGCAGGAGUUUAUCGGGUUUUCUUGUUCAUCUCUUCAUGUGUACAUGGAAUAAUAAAGAACCACAUUUGCCGGCAAUUAAUGAUGGUGACGAGCUAAGGAAACUUUUUUUGCUAAAUCUACUGAUGUACCAACAAAAUGAGUGUGAAAGCAACAUCCCUAACGGCGUACAAGAUUUUCUAAAGUGUAUAAAGAAUUCACAACAUUAGGGUAGUUAUUUAACUAUAUGGAACAACAUUAGGGUUUAACUAUAAUAUGGAGUGAUUUAAUUUGAGGUGAUCAUCCAUUAGAAAUGCCGUAUCUACAAAUGCUGGAUGUUCUAUAUUUUUUGUUUGUGCUUUAUUUGUAUGAUAUCAUCAAA
This is a messenger RNA of Oryza sativa Japonica Group (Japanese rice), 1610 nucleotides long. Lineage: Eukaryota; Viridiplantae; Streptophyta; Magnoliopsida; Poales; Poaceae. The record is from RefSeq and is a predicted model, not a curated record.